Kogia breviceps (pygmy sperm whale) is the source of this 1527-nucleotide messenger RNA. It is a transcript of the gene POU3F3, whose product is annotated as POU class 3 homeobox 3. Gene Ontology annotation, biological process: regulation of transcription by RNA polymerase II; brain development. NCBI's taxonomy places the organism in Eukaryota, Metazoa, Chordata, Mammalia, Artiodactyla, Physeteridae. Gene Ontology annotation, molecular function: RNA polymerase II cis-regulatory region sequence-specific DNA binding; DNA-binding transcription factor activity, RNA polymerase II-specific. The record is from RefSeq and is a predicted model, not a curated record. Gene Ontology annotation, cellular component: nucleus.
AUGGCCACGGCGGCCUCUAACCCCUACCUGCCGGGGAACAGCCUGCUGGCGGCCGGCUCCAUCGUCCACUCGGACGCGGCGGGGGCCGGCGGCGGCGGCGGCGGCGGGGGCGGCGGCGGCGGCGGCGGCGGCGGGGCGGGCGGCGGCGGCGGCGGCAUGCCGCCCGGCAGCGCCGCCGUGACCUCGGGUGCCUACCGGGGGGACCCGGCCUCCGUCAAGAUGGUGCAGAGCGACUUCAUGCAGGGGGCCAUGGCCGCCAGCAACGGCGGCCAUAUGCUGAGCCACGCGCACCAGUGGGUGACGGCCCUGCCCCACGCCGCCGCCGCCGCCGCGGCCGCCGCCGCCGCCGCCGUGGAGGCGAGCUCGCCGUGGUCCGGCAGCGCCGUGGGAAUGGCCGGCAGCCCCCAGCAGCCGCCGCCGCCGCCGCCGCCGCCGCCGCCCCAGGGCCCCGACGUGAAGGGCGGCGCGGGGCGCGACGACCUGCACGCGGGCACCGCGCUGCACCACCGCGGGCCGCCGCACCUCGGGCCGCCGCCGCCGCCGCCGCCGCCGCACCAGGGCCACCCCGGGGGCUGGGGGGCCGCCGCCGCCGCCGCCGCCGCUGCCGCCGCCGCCGCCGCCGCCGCGCACCUCCCGUCCAUGGCCGGGGGCCAGCAGCCGCCGCCGCAGAGCCUGCUCUACUCGCAGCCCGGGGGCUUCACGGUGAACGGCAUGCUGAGCGCGCCCCCGGGGCCGGGCGGGGGCGGCGGCGGCGGCGCGGGCGGCGGCGCCCAGAGCCUGGUGCACCCGGGGCUGGUGCGCGGGGACACUCCCGACCUGGCCGAGCACCACCAUCACCACCACCACCACGCGCACGCGCACCCGCCGCACCCGCACCACGCGCAGGGACCCCCGCACCACGGCGGCGGCGGCGGUGGCGGCGCGGGGCCCGGACUCAACAGCCACGAUCCGCACUCGGACGAGGACACGCCGACGUCCGACGACCUGGAGCAGUUCGCCAAGCAGUUCAAGCAGCGGCGCAUCAAGCUGGGCUUCACGCAGGCCGACGUGGGGCUGGCGCUGGGCACCCUGUACGGCAACGUGUUCUCGCAGACCACCAUCUGCCGCUUCGAGGCCCUGCAGCUGAGCUUCAAGAACAUGUGCAAGCUCAAGCCGCUGCUGAACAAGUGGUUGGAGGAGGCGGACUCGAGCACCGGCAGCCCCACGAGCAUCGACAAGAUCGCGGCGCAGGGCCGCAAGCGCAAGAAGCGGACCUCCAUCGAGGUGAGCGUCAAGGGCGCGCUCGAGAGCCACUUCCUCAAGUGCCCCAAGCCCUCUGCGCAGGAGAUCACCAACCUGGCCGACAGCCUGCAGCUCGAGAAGGAGGUGGUGCGGGUCUGGUUCUGCAACCGGCGCCAGAAGGAGAAGCGCAUGACGCCGCCCGGGAUCCAGCAGCAGACGCCUGACGACGUCUACUCGCAGGUGGGCACCGUGAGCGCAGACACGCCGCCGCCGCCGCACCACGGGCUGCAGACGAGCGUGCAGUGA